Dentiscutata heterogama is the source of this 432-nucleotide messenger RNA. The record is from the annotation of a GenBank genome assembly. Lineage: Eukaryota; Fungi; Glomeromycota; Glomeromycetes; Diversisporales; Gigasporaceae.
AUGGAUUCCUUCUUAUUAACUGACUCUUUACUAAGAAACCUUUUGAGAGUACAAAGACACCUUCAAGAAUCUCCUGCAGCUGUUAUCCAUAUUACUGACGAUAUAAUAGAAUUUCUAGAUGGACAAGGCAACCCAGUUAAGAUUACUAUGGCUUCUGAUAUUAAUGGAGCUGCUAGUAGCGAAAGUAGAAUACUUCUUUUUUACGAGGACCUACAAAGAAUAGGAGACCCUAUAUUAGAACUUGAGAAGCCAGAAAGGGAUAGUUGGACUCAACAGAUAGAUUACCUCUAUAUCCGGCUUCACCUUGACCGAGUCUAUAGAUUGUAUUAUACUCAUGGAGUUUAUAAUCUAUUAGUCACUUGCCAUUUAUCAGCAAAUUCUUUAGCCGCUAUGAAUAAAGAGGAGAAUGUGUCUCUAUUAGAGGAGGUUUAA